Messenger RNA from Notothenia coriiceps (black rockcod), 6707 nucleotides. RefSeq lists its product as uncharacterized. The record is from RefSeq and is a predicted model, not a curated record. The transcript has 43 exons. Lineage: Eukaryota; Metazoa; Chordata; Actinopteri; Perciformes; Nototheniidae. Gene Ontology annotation, biological process: lipid transport. Gene Ontology annotation, molecular function: lipid carrier activity. Bases 179 to 6625 code for a protein of 2148 amino acids.
ACAUUAUGAUGUCAUCUUUCAAACUGAACAAUGCAAUCAAAUGAAUUUGAUCUCACAGUAUGUCAUUACAUGUUUUUUUGGGGGGGGGUUCUUUCUGAGGUCCACUCAAGUGAUUGGCUCGGAGUGUGUUUGUAGCUCCAGUUGGGAAGGUAUUUCCUGAUUGGUCGCUGUGAGCACCAUGGGUCACUGUGGAAGCCCACGUACAAGCCUGGUCAUUCAGUGGUGGAAACAGUGCUUGGUUUUCAUCCCACUUACAUGUGGAGGAGGCUUGGAGGAAGCCAAACCUGAAGUUACUACAGGGAUUGCUAUGGCUAUGUUCUUGUUACCACUCAGUUGUCUGCAUCUUCUUUUUCUGCUGCUACACGUAGGUGAUUGCUUUCGGACGGAACCAAAUCUCUGUGAUUCAAGUUGUGCUGGGUCUCCUACCCCCGACUUGUCCUAUCAGAGAGGGGUCAGGUAUACUUACAGGUAUAGCACGACAAUUACUACAACCCUUCAUGGCUCCAGUGCUGGAAGGAAUGGACUGGCUUUGGACUGUGUGGUUGAUAUCGACGUGGUUUCCAAGUGUCACCUAAUGAUGCAGAUCAGGAAUCCACAGAUAAAGCGACUUUCCCCUCAGAAGGAACACUCUGUGCAACGCUUAAAGAGCUUGAGAGAUUCACUGGAGAGAACGCGCCUCAAGUUCUCCCUCCAUGGGGGAAAGGUCACGGCCCUCUGUCUCCAGGAGGGGGAGCAGGUGUGGGCCCUCAACUUUAAAAGGGCUCUACUGAGUAUGCUCCAGACCUCCCGCAUGGCCUCCAAACAGGAAUUAGUAAAAGAGACUGAUGUGUAUGGGACGUGCAGCAGCAAGUAUGAGAGGAGAGGAACUGUACUGCUGAAGAGCAGGGAUCUAAAACAUUGCCAACAGGCCAGACUGGCACACUUCUGGCCCCAUUCAGUAGCUUUAAUUGAAGAUACUUCAGUGCAAUCAGAACUGAACUGUAUUCAGAAGCAUGGAUCUACAGUGAUGGAAGAGGUCAACUGCACUGAAGUUGUUUCUAUGGCAACAUGGUCCGGGACGGCAGGGUUGGUUAAGACAAAAACAGUGUCGACCCUGCUGCUGCUCAGAGCCCAGCCAGGGACCCCCUCAGGAGCAGAUUCCGUAGGUCUUGGUGUUCUGACUGAUCUGCAGUUUGAGGACGAGGGGGCUGCAAGGCCAGGAAAAGCCAGAGCGUCAACACCUCAGCAAGCCAGCCAAACUGUUCGGAUGUUAUGUAGCCUCACCUCAGACCCACAACUGCUAUUGCAAGAGUUCCUUGAACUGGCUUUCCAGCUAAGAGAUCUGACACUUGCUCAAUUGAAGACACUUUGGCAAGAAGCGUCUUUCAAGUGCCUCAACGACUGGCAGCCUCUGUUGGAUGCAUUACCAGCCUGUGGAUCUGAACACUGCAUCGUCCUGCUGACCGACCUGAUGAGGAGCAAAGAGCUGGAGGAGGAGCAGGCUUACGCUUUUUUAACCACCAUGGCCCUCAUCCCUCAUCCAUCGCCACAGAUCAUCGAGUCCAUCAAUGCCUUACUGCAGGUCCAAGAGCUUCGUUCAAAGGCGCUGCUAGCUGGAUCCUCUCUUGUGUAUCAACUGUGCCAAAAGUCUCAAGCCUCCUGUAGUGAACUUCCUCAGGUGCAGUCCUUCAUACAGAUGCUUGAGGAAACCCUGAAGGAGGGCUGCGAGGAAGAACAACCCACUCAAGCUAAGUUUUAUUAUGCACUGAAAUCCGUGGGAAACAUUGGUCUGUCGGUUCCAACCUUUAUUCCAUUGCUAAAAUGCUACAUGCUAAGCCCCUCAACUGCACUUGAGCUGAGACUAGCCGCCAUCCAAGCCUUCAGACGCUUUCCCUGCUCAGCUGAUAGGUCUGUGCUGUUGCAGCUGUACCGCUCCUCCCAGGAGGAUCCCGAGGUCAGAAUCGCUGCAUACCAGCAGCUCAUGCACUGCCCCGACCAGGACGUGUUUGAAGUGGUCAAGACCACGCUGAGGAACGAGACCUCCCGCCAAGUGGGCUCAUAUGUGUGGAGUCACCUGACUAAUGUCCUGAGGAGCGAGGACCCCAUGAAGCAGCCCCUAAUCGAGUCACUGCCUGAUGACAUUAUCAGCAGAGACUUUGAGGCUGAGUUUUUGAAAUACUCUUUUUAUUCAGACUACACUAUUUCAUCAGGCAUGGGGAUUACAAAUGUGGAAACCUCUUUGGUUUUCUCUCCCAAAUCGUUUCUACCAAGAUCUGCCUCUGCCAACCUUACACUGUAUUUACAUGGCAGAGCCCACAACCUUCUGGAAGUGGACCUUCACGUUGAAAACGCUGAACCUCUUUUGAGGAACGUUUUCGGUCAGCAGAACUCAGAUGGAGAGUCCCAGGCUCAAAGUCCAAAGUCGCAGUCCAAAGAGGCAUCAAGGACAAGAAGAAGACCAGAGGAUGGACGUAGUGCAGAAAAAGAAGCGUGUUUAUCUGACACCAGCAGUUAUCUGAGCCAGGCCAGGGCCAUGUUGUUUGGGAGGAGGAGAUCAGAGGAGAACAGGCCCCGGUGCUGGGUCGGUGUGAAGGUGUUUGGCAAUGAGCUCAGUGUGUUCUCAUGUGAAGAUCUCUACAACCAACUGGACCAUCUCUCGCUGAGCGUGGCCGGACUGGCUGUCAAACUGCUCAAGGGUCAGGAAGUCCAGCUGAACCACCGAGCCGUGCUGAUGACAGACGAGCUGGUUUUACCGUCUCUGUCCGGUUUACCCAUCAAACUGGGCAUCAACAUGACCUCCCUCCUGUCGCUGCGUCUGAAGGGCAACAUCAACUACAGGGACACCUCUCACUUCUCCCUGACCGGAUACAUCAAACCAAAUGCCUACGUGGGGCUGUCGGCCAGGAUGGGGGUUGACGGUGCUCUGGGUCAGGCUGCGGUGGACUGGGUCUCUGAGCUGAGGAGCUCCACCAGUCUGGAUGGUAGUGUUCAGCUGCAGGAGGGGCGGGAUGUCCGGGUCACACUGAACACACCGGAGGACGUCAUGGACAUCAUCUCUCUCAGCUCCAGAGUGUUUCAGCUCAGUGGAGACCACAGAGAGGAGAUCAGGGGGCCAAAGAGUCGAGUGCAAAAGACCUCCUGCACCCCAAAGACAUGGUCCAAGAUGGUCGGCUGGCAGCUGUGCUCCAACGCCUCGUACCCAUCGGCUGCCCCAGGGGUUUCACUUCCGGCUCCAGGACCCGUCCACAUCUCCCUCCGCCUGCUGAAGCUUGACCGAGGCCUACAUUAUUAUAUGUUGGAGGCCACCUACUCACUGCGCCCUCAGAGAGGCACCUGGCUGCCCAGAGAGGCCUCCAUCCACUUCCUCCUGGCCACACCUCAGUCCUCCAUCCCCAGGGACAUGUCUCUGGACCUGACCUUCAACCCCCACAGACUGCUGCUGAGGAUCACCCACCCUCUGAAAACCAUCCACAUACAAGGGCAACUUGAACAAGAGAGGAACGUAAAGUCAGGGAAGCUAGAGCUUAUAAUUGAUGGUGUUCACUAUUACGUCAUGGGCUUAGUGGACACUCACACCCUGCUGUCAGAGCAGAGGAUGCGCUAUCACCUUGAAGCCAAAAUGGCCGCUGAUGGACUUCCCAUGGUCCUCUCUGCCAAUGUUACACAUGGACUGGGCAGGAAGACCAGCUUCUCCGCCACUGUGAAGAACGUGUUCAGAGAAACUGCAUCACUGUCGGUGUCCCUGGAGCGCAGGCGGGAUGCCAGCAGCAGGCAGUACUCUGUGGAGGCGGAGCUCUUGUUACCUGGGGUGGUGGGCACCAGGAUGCUGGGUCUGAUGGAGCAGAAGGGCUCAUUGUGGAGCUCCGCGCUCAGGCUCAAAUAUGGUCUAGGAGGUGAUGCCCGGCACCUGCGUCAGGAGUGCUACACGUCUCAGAGACUAAGGAGGGAGAGGGACUCAAACCUCACCUACAUCAUGAGAGCAGAACAGGAAUUCUACUGCUCCAACACGGCUCCCAUCAACCACAAGAUCCACCUCCGCCACGAGGAAAGCGCUGUCCACAUUAAAUCGUCCCUGGACGUGAGCUACGGCAAACACUGGGACGAGAUCAACAACAAACGCACACUUCUACUGAGCCAGUCCUUCAAAAACCAAUCCACACAAAACCACACCAGCUACACACUGGAGUUCAGUCUCCAGGUCCCAGAGAAGAAUCUGAACUACCGGACCCAGCUGAUGCACUAUCACCUGAAACAGCUGGGCUCAGAGAGCAGCACUCACCUCAAAAUCCAUUACAACAACCUGAUGCCUCUGGUGGCCGGAUUACACUGGAAAAGCCCCCCCAAAGGCUCCUCGCUGAGGAAAUGGGAAGGCAGCCUCACCUUGGACUCUCCCUGGCUGUACGUGUUCACCUCCCACAGACUGACCCAGCAGCAGAGCCACUCCCUCCAGCUCACCUCAGAGCUGACCGCCAGCAAGUGGCUGAACAUCCGGACCCUCAUGCUGGAGGCUCUCUACAGGAGCCGGGGCCGGGGGGGGGAGGCCCGCCUGGAGAUCAGCACAGCAGCCGCUCAGUACAUCCAGGCAGGGGGGUGGGCCGUGGUGGGGAAGCGCGGUGUGAAGGCCUCCGGCUCUCUGAGCUCGUUUUGGACCCCCCCCCUGAGAGGAGACGUCUCCCUGGAGGCCUCUAAAUCCAGCCACACCCUGCACAUGACCUCCACCUGCGGCAGGCACAACGCCAGCCUCUCUGCUGCCCUGAACACCGUGGACAAGAAUUUGAAAAAGAGGCAAGCGAUCCUGAAGAUGACCUUCUCGAAGCCGAAGAGUCCGUCCACAGAGCUGGAGUUUGAGGGUGUAGUGGAGGAGCUGAGGAAGGACAAGAAGAUGUAUCAGAAAAGAGUCAUGCUGCAGCUCAGACAGCCCUUCCACACCUUUCCUCAGACUUUCCUCCUACGGGAGACUUUCACCGUCGACCUCCUCAAAGGCCUCUACAUCCUGGAGUCCAAAGCGGGUUUCCAUGGCAACAGAGAGGUCAUCCACACCCUCACCCUCGGCUACAAACCACCGAGCCCUUUUGUUUGUUCUGCACUCGUCCAUCCUUUCGGCUCUGACACUAUUCCAUCAGACUCAGAGGUCUGCGUGACCCUAAACAGCAACCAGACCCAGAGAGACAUACAGGGAAGGUUACGGGUCGGCAGCAAAGAGAGACUGACGUUCUUUGGACAAGUUCAGUUUAACCCUUUGCACUCAACUCACCAAGAGAUAAAAGUCAGAGCCAACUUCUCCCAUCUACUCCAGCUGCAGCUCCCCUCCUCCGCUAUAGUGGAGGGAAAUGUAGGAUGGAACCCCAAAGACAACAGUGACUUUGAUUAUCAGGCUGGAGGGAAACUGAAAAUAGAGCGACAGGAAUGCCAACUUUCUGUACAGCUCAAUGGAACAUCAGGAAGAGUCGGUCUUUAUUCCUCCCUCACCCAUCCUUUCAAAUCAAAGAUACCCAAAACAUUAGAGGUACAGGCCACUGCAGACGUUUCUGCAGUUCGUGGCACAGGAAGUAGCUCCCUACAUGUGAGGGCUGAUGGGAAGGACAGGGUGAAGCUGGACGCCCAGAUGUCCCACUCCAUCCAGAGGGGAAAGAGAGCCAUGGGACUGACUGUGAACGUAUCCCAGAGUCUGCUACCUUCUGCCACCGACCUGCACGUAAACAUGGCUGCCAACAUGUCCUCGGACAGUGUGUCUCUACAUGGCUCCUACACUCAGGGCCAUGAGGCUCUGCUGGCUCAGCUCAAAGGGUCUCUCAAAGACACCGGGGGUCUCCAGCUGGCUGUGUCCGGGGACCUGAGGCACUCCAUGGCCAGCCUCGCUGUGCUGCCUACAGUCCUGGGGCUGGACGGGCUGCUGGGACAGUCUGACACCCUCAUUGAAGGACAGCUGAGAGUACGAGUGAUGGAGACCUUGUACAGCGUGGAGCUCAGACAUCAGGAGGCUCUCAGAGAUAUUUUGGACAGAGAAGAUGAAGAGGGCAUGAUGGGAACAAAAUUUCACAUGGCACGUGAUUGGCUGUGUGUUCGGUCAGGGGCGGAGCAUUUGUGCAUGAAUGCGAGUCGCCGAAUUGGGGAUGGAGGGAUGGGAGAGAUCUACACAAGGCUAUCUCAUUCCUUUGUCUUACUAAAUGCCACAGGUGUACCUGCCAGCAGUGAUGCCCAGCUGAGGUGGGCCCAGGAUGAAGGUCGUUUGUCAGUCUUUGCAGAGCUGCAUGCUGGAGCAGAACAUCUAAAAGCUGAGUUUAAUGGAGGAAAGACUGACCAGCUUACACAACGAUGGGAGUUCUUCUCCAGGCUGCACCAUCACUUCAAAGCCCUGCUGAAGAGAGGUGUAUCAGGCUCCAUACUAGCUAAAGCACAUUACCAGUUAGAAAAAGAAAGUCUGGACACAGGCGUGGUCCUUCACACAGGAGACGAGAGAGUGGUUGAUAUCCUUUUUAAUGUUGUAUCAAAGAACAGCGCAGCUAUAUUGGAAUUGUCUCUAUGGCAACAGAUGAAGAUCCUUCAGGGUGUCAUACCCACCUCUUUACAGAAAUAUGACUUGAAAGAGGUUGUCCCAGUAUUCCAGCAUUUCCAGCUGCACACCAUGAUCAGCAGUAUCAAAUGAACCAAUGAACUGCACAGGGGACUCCAGCGCAGAGCGUCUCUCAGCCCAGUGCUAUGGAAAUGUCUCAGGUUGCCCCGUGGAG